UCAUGACUGACCUCAUGUAGCUCUUAUGGUUGUUUGUUUUUUUCUCUACUGACAGAGGUAGCUGAUACUGAAAAAACAAGAAAAAAAAAAGUGAUUCACAAUAGAAGGGACUAGUUAACCAUCAACCUCGCAGACACUCCACCUCUCCUUUUGGUUAGCAGCUCAUGGGACAGAGGAAAAGAACUGCUGUCAGUAAUUGCUAUUCUAUCUGUCACUAGUAGGUUCUUGUCACACUCACACUUACAAGGCGGAGCUAGGCCUAAAAAAAAAGAUUUAAAAAAAGGAGGGGGCUACCUACGGGAGUGUGGGGGUGUGAGAAAAAAAAGGAAGAGGAGGUGAGGGGGCACAUUAGCUUCUUGGACACGUCUUUCUGCCCCACUGUCAGGUAGUUGAGUAUUUGUUUGCCCAAACCUCUGGUAGACAUGGACAUGGCAGACUACAGCGAGGCUUUGGAUCCAGCUUACACCACGCUGGAGUUUGAAAACGUGCAAAUGCUCCCUUUGGGCACAGACUCCUCACCGGCUGAAAGCACCAACAUGAAUGCCACCGGUCACCUGGCAGCAGGCAGCUUGUGUGCCAUAUGUGGAGAUAGAGCUACCGGCAAACACUAUGGGGCCUCGAGCUGUGACGGCUGCAAAGGCUUCUUCAGACGAAGUGUCCGCAAAAACCACAUGUAUUCCUGCAGGUUCAGCAGACAGUGUGUUGUGGAUAAAGACAAGAGAAACCAAUGUAGAUACUGCAGACUGAAAAAGUGCUUUAGAGCUGGGAUGAAGAAAGAAGCUGUACAAAAUGAAAGAGACAGAAUCAGUACCAGGAGAUCUAGCUAUGAAGACAGCAGUUUACCAUCUAUCAACGCACUCAUUCAAGCUGAUGUUCUGUCAAGACAGAUAACAUCACCCGCUCCCAUACUGAAUGGCGAUAUAAGGACAAAAAAAAUUGCCACAAUCACAGAUGUCUGCGAGUCCAUGAAACAGCAACUGCUUGUCUUGGUGGAGUGGGCCAAGUACAUCCCAGCCUUCUGUGACCUGCCCUUGGAUGACCAGGUUGCAUUGCUUCGAGCUCAUGCAGGAGAGCAUCUUCUACUUGGUGCUGCUAAGAGGUCAAUGCUGUACAAGGACAUCCUUUUAUUAGGGAAUGACCACAUCAUUCCCAAAAACUGUCCAGAGUUGGAGGUGGGUAGGGUAGCAGUCCGAAUCCUGGAUGAGUUGGUGCUUCCCUUCCAAGAGCUUCAGAUAGAUGACAACGAAUACGCUUGCUUGAAGGCUAUAGUUUUCUUCGACCCAGAUGCUAAAGGUCUCAGUGACCCGGCAAAGAUCAAGCGAAUGCGAUAUCAGGUCCAGGUCAGCCUGGAAGAUUACAUCAACGACAGGCAGUACGAUUCUCGAGGCCGCUUUGGGGAGCUUCUCCUGUUGCUGCCAACGCUACAGAGCAUCACUUGGCAAAUGAUUGAGCAAAUCCAGUUCGUAAAGCUCUUUGGAAUGGCCAAGAUUGACAACUUGCUCCAAGAAAUGCUUCUUGGAGGUUCUGCUAAUGAAGCUCCACAUGCACCUCACUCUUUGCACCCCCACCUGGUUCAAGAGCACCUCAGCACCAAUGUUAUAGUGACCAGCAACAUGCCAACACCUAUCCAUAAUGGUCAAAUCUCCACCCCUGAAACGCCUAUCCCAUCUCCACCAACUGCCUCAAGCUCAGAACAUUAUAAAAUGGCUCAGGGGGUCAUAGCUACUGUGCCCAAGCAGCCAACCUCUAUCCCUCAGCCAACCAUCACAAAGCAAGAGGCCAUAUAACAGCUAUUUGAAUCCUUACUUCUUUCAGCUUUUUUGAAAAUGUAAAACCAGGGUCUUUAUUCAACAGUUUAUAAACAAGUUGUUAAGCUGUUAACUUAAAAGAAACAUUUAUGCCA
Menidia menidia (Atlantic silverside) is the source of this 1903-nucleotide messenger RNA. NCBI's taxonomy places the organism in Eukaryota, Metazoa, Chordata, Actinopteri, Atheriniformes, Atherinopsidae. The record is from the annotation of a GenBank genome assembly.